Cladocopium goreaui is the source of this 381-nucleotide messenger RNA. The record is from the annotation of a GenBank genome assembly. Lineage: Eukaryota; Dinophyceae; Suessiales; Symbiodiniaceae.
AUGGGCAUCUUUGAAGGCGUUGCAGGCAGACCUGGUCCGCUUUGUACCGAAGUUUCGCGAUCCAAAGAAAAGCGUCGCAGAGCUGGAUGCUCCGACGAAAUCGAAGACGACCUGGGACUUCAGGACUUCUCCCACAUUUUACCGCAGUUGGAGGACUUCAUGGAUGCUGUCUAUGGACAAAAUCGCACCCUGGUUCUCAAUUUUGCCACUCAGCCCUGCUGGCUUUUUGGCGAUGCAGAGAACAAGACGCAGAACUGCUCCUACCUGAAAACCCAGAUGAGCCGUUCUUCCGCUACGUGCGUGGUAAUAGGAAAAACUUGCUGGAUCCCAGCGGAAAAACUUUGGUUUCUUACUUUGGACGACUUCUCUCCUAUAUUGUGA